UUGGCGCACUUGUCCGAAUUUUCCUGGGAAGAACCAAAGAGCUGAAAAUCUCCACAGAAUGCCAAGAUCAGCUGUUUAUCUGGCAGGCCCACAACGCUCUGUUCAUGAUCCGCUGCCUGCUCAAGGUGUUCAUCAGGGAGAUGAGCGAGGAGGAGCUGCACCUACAGUUCUCCUACCAGGAGAGGGCACCAGGCUCCUGUGGAGAAACGGGCAAACAGGACCUCCUCGAGGAGCUGCUGUCCAACCUCGUUCACCUGAUCGUUGAAGUGCCCCUGCUAGACAUCACCUAUAGCAUCCUGUUUGAAGCAGUGACCACACUCCUGGUAUUCUUCUCCUAUCAGCUUUUCCACAAAGACAUCCUCCGAGAUGGAUUAAUCUACCAGCAUGUCAUGAAGGGACGAUG
Messenger RNA from Labrus bergylta (ballan wrasse), 403 nucleotides. The record is from RefSeq and is a predicted model, not a curated record. NCBI's taxonomy places the organism in Eukaryota, Metazoa, Chordata, Actinopteri, Labriformes, Labridae.